This is a messenger RNA of Engraulis encrasicolus (European anchovy), 1386 nucleotides long. Its product is annotated as olfactory receptor 52A1-like. Gene Ontology annotation, molecular function: olfactory receptor activity; odorant binding; G protein-coupled receptor activity. Gene Ontology annotation, biological process: detection of chemical stimulus involved in sensory perception of smell; G protein-coupled receptor signaling pathway. Lineage: Eukaryota; Metazoa; Chordata; Actinopteri; Clupeiformes; Engraulidae. Gene Ontology annotation, cellular component: membrane. The coding region runs from base 1 to 939 and encodes 312 amino acids. The transcript is spliced from 2 exons. The record is from RefSeq and is a predicted model, not a curated record.
AUGGACAAUUUCACCUUCAACUUCAGGCUCUCACUGGAACCAUUUUAUAUUCCAUCAGGAGCGCGGUACCCCAUAUUCUUCAUCGGCCUGUUGAUUUACCUCUUCUGCAUCUCCUGCAACAUGACUCUGAUCGGGCUCAUCAUAACCAGGAGGAACCUCCACAAGCCCAUGUAUUUCAUUUUGUUCAGCCUGCCCCUGAACGACCUGAUAGGCAUCACGGCGAUGCUGCCCAAGGUGCUCUCUGACAUCCUCAUGGACACCAGUGAGGUCUACUACCCGCUGUGUGUCCUCCAGGGCUUCCUGCUACACAUGUACGGCGGAGGGGUUCUGUUCAUCCUGGCUGCCAUGGCUUUCGAUCGCUACGUUGCCAUAUGUUUCCCCCUCAGGUACAACUCCAUCAUGACGCCCCACGCCGUGGUGGCCAUCAUUGCCGUGGUGUGGGGUCUGGACUUUGUCCUGAAUGUAGCCUUGUUUUCUCUUCAGGCCAGGCUGCCUUGGUGCAGGUCAACAGUCCUGAAUGUGUUCUGUGACAACCCCUCUCUGCUGAAGCUGACGUGUGGCAACACCACCAUCAACAACAUUAUCGGCUUGUUUAACACAGCCGUGAUGCAGAUCAUAAGUGUAUCCAUCCAGGCGUUUUCGUACGUCAAAAUACUCAUCACCUGCCUGGGUUCGAGACAAAACGAAGCCAGGAGUAAGGCCAUUAACACCUGCGUGGCGCAGCUGGUUAUAUUCUUCAUAUUUGAAAUCGUAGGCACUUUCACCAUCCUCUCUCACCGGUUUCAAAACAUUUCCCCAGAUUUGCAGAAAAUUAUGGGCAUGCUGAUUUUCCUUGUGUCCCCCAUCCUCAACCCCAUUGUGUAUGGACUGAACACAAAUGAAAUACGGACUUAUAUCCUGAAAUCCUACCAAAUGAAUUUAGCAACUCCAGCAUCUUAGGCAGACUUUCUGCAGGGUCAGACAUGUAUAUGAGCAUAUCAUCGGCAUAUAAUGAGACCUUGUGCUCUGCACCCCCUCUCAAUAUGCCUUUAAUGUCAGUAUUGCUACGUAGCGCAAUUGCCAGUGGCUCAAUGGUUAGGGCAAAUAGAAGAGGCGACAGGGGGCAGCCUUGCCUGGUACCACGUUGUAAAUUAAAGAAAGGUGAGAGAUUGUUGUUAGUUCGAACAGCUGCCAUGGGUAGGAAGUAUAAGACUUUAAUCCACUGUAUAAAACGUGGUCCAAAGCCAAAACAUUUCAAAAUGUAGAAGAGAUAGUCCAUUUCCACGCGGUCGAAAGCCUUUUCAGCAUCCAAUGCUAUCAAAACUUCUUUGCCUUUUGGUGGUGUGGGGUCGUAAAGGAUAUUGAGCAACCUACGUAUAUUAGAGGACAAUUGCCUAUUUUUAAUGA